AGCUGUAAUCGGUAUAUGUAGUUACUCGGAACAUUGCCAAUAAAAGUCAGCUGAUCUGUUUAUUUACGUCGGUGCUAAAACAACUCAAUAUAAAACUAAUAUCAGACUGAUAAAUCAUUUGCUUAUAUCAGACUGUCAAAUAGUGCAGCGAGACUUACUGAUAUAGAUCCACGAUAAAGCGCACGAUGCAGGAUCACGCAGAGUAUGAGUUCACUGAUAAUUUCAAGCUUCCAGAAAAAGCCAUAAAGGACUUUGAAGAAUAUGGAUAUAUUCUUGUCAGGGGUCUGUUGGACAAAGAAGAAAUCAACAAAGUAUUGACUGUGUUACAGAGCAGUGACGCAAUGAUGAAAGAAAAUUAUGAAUUUGAGGAGGUCAACAAAGAUAAAAAGACGCAAAGGAUAAUUUGGUCACACCCAGGUAGUGACGUCACAGGAAUGGUUGCUCGCAGUGAAAAGGUAGCGGGGACGUGUGAACAGCUGUUGGGAGGAGAAGUGUACCACUACCAUGGAAAGAUGAUACUUAAAGGUGCACAGAAAGGAGCUCGGCAUUUAUGGCACCAGGACUAUGGGUACUGGUACAAUAACGGGUGCCUCUUUCCUGAUAUGAUGACAGUUUUCAUUCCAUUAGACCCGUGUAAAAAGGAAAACGGCUGCUUGCAAAUUCUCGAGGGUUCGCAUAAGUGUGGUAGGAUUGACCAUCAUCCUGUCCUUAAACAGGCAGAGGCAGAUUUGCAACGAGUGGAAGAGGUCAAGAAAACCUGUCCCCACAAGUUCGUCGAAAUGAAUCCGGGUGAUGCCUUAUUUUUCCAUUGCAAUUUAUUGCACCACAGUUCUGACAAUAAUAGCAACAUGCGUAGAUGGGUGUAUAUUUGUACGUACAACAAAGCUAGCAAUGACCCCGUCAUAGAUCACCAUCAUCCGCGUUAUACUCCCCUUGUUAAGGUUCCUAAUUCUGCAAUAAAAGAGUGUACCAAUUUCACCGAUAUGAGCGGGAAGGAAUUCAUUCACCCUAACCGUAACGCCAGCCUGACGUCACACAUUCAGAUUGUACAUUAGCCGUUUGUUUUACCAGAAAUGAAGAAACUAAGAGACCAAAUAAUAAACUGUUUAAAUGCAGUAUAUCUUAACAAAAAAAAAGAAACUUUUAAUUCAUGAAGGUUUAAUUAUCGCACAAAUAAUCAGAAUGCACCGAGAAAUAAACUAUUUUAUGUACUUAUACUUAAAAAUACUGAAAUUAUAUCGUAACUGUAAUUUCAAAAAUUGAAGAACUAAGAACUGCCAGUCGAUUUUUUAUACUAAUUUCUAAAAAUUGGAUAAUUAAUGAAAUACAUUAAGCAGUA
Magallana angulata is the source of this 1339-nucleotide messenger RNA. RefSeq names its product L-proline trans-4-hydroxylase-like. NCBI's taxonomy places the organism in Eukaryota, Metazoa, Mollusca, Bivalvia, Ostreida, Ostreidae. The coding region runs from base 186 to 1055 and encodes 289 amino acids. The transcript is spliced from 10 exons. The record is from RefSeq and is a predicted model, not a curated record.